AUCCGUCGCCAUGGAGAAAUCUGUUGGCCCACGGUGUCGCAACGCUGAUGCGGUGCCCAUGGUGGCUGCUCUGGCAGCUUUGCCUGGCUGAGAAGGAUCUGUUUGUCCCACUGCGCCGGGAGGGUUCGCCGCGUGAACGGGAAUUGGUCGAGGAACUUCGGCAGUGGAAUGGCUAUGCUUUCAAGGUGACAGGCCGUGUGGUGGCGGCCAUGACCACGACGCCUCGGAGAAUCGCGUUGAUCGAGCCGGUCAUUGACAGCUUGCUGAACCAGAGCAGGGUUUUGGACAUGAUCUACCUCUUUGUGCCGCGCACCUUCCUCCGAGACAGCACCAUCUAUGACAUCCCGCAGUGGCUCCAGAGGAAGGCUUCACAAUUCCACAACUUUCAGCUGCAGCGCUGCCUGGAUUCGGGUCCUGCCACGCACAUGCACCAAGUGUUGAGGAUGGAACGGAACCCAAAGACCUACAUCUUGCAGGUGGACGACGAUCAAAUCUACGGCCCACGCUUGCUGGAGAAGCUCUUAACAGCCACUGGCCCUUUGCCGGGUCGUGCCAUUGGAGCAGCCACACAGCAUGCCUACCAUUACCUACAGGGCGCAGUACUGGAGGGUGUGCAUGGGGUACUGUUUCAACGCAAAUUCUUUGACAAUUGGGCCAGCAAUUAUGAAGGUUUCCCCGACACUUGCCGCUUGCACGAUGACUUGUGGUUCUCAGCACAUUUGGCACGCAAAGGGUUCCAUCGCGAGUCAUUGUUCAACCGCUUUGGCAGCACUGCGCAGAAGUUCGGCUUUGAUGCAGAUGCCUUGUUUCGAGGGGGUGCCGGAACGUCCAACCGCUGGAACUUUCUCAGCUGCAUGGCAGCCUUGCUGAAGGCUGAGCCAGAGCUCUGGGACUUUAAGGAUCGUGUCGCGGUGCUGGCUCCCUGGUCGGUGAGAUCGAGCAGGGCCGCGGCCGUGCGGAUGAGAUCUUUGCAGCGCGGUCGAUCGGGCCCGGAGGCGCUGUAUUGGUUUGGUCCCAUUGGAGCCCAAGUGUUGCAACACUUGAAGGAACGAUUGAGCCCAGAGAUGACGAUUCCAGAUGGUCUGGUCACGACAACUGGAACCACAUGGAAUGGCACCAUGGAGGUCUACCUCCGCAACUGUCAGGGGCUUUCCGGCGCCUGUUCCUACUCCGAUGCCCUUCGUUUCCUGCUCUCCUUCGAGGAAGAUCCCUUGACGCUGUUGGUGAUCUUGGCGGCGGAACCUGAGAAUCAGAAGCAGCUGGAAGCUCGUGUGGAGGAGCACCUUCAGUGCCACCUCCGAAGUUCGUUGCGCAGUCGUCAGUUGUGCCGCGGAAGACACGGCAGCAUCAGCUUUCGAAGGCAUGCUGCUUCGAACUUGGAAGAUGUGAGCAAGAUUGUGUUCAUGCCUCAUUUCAGUGCAGAUUUCCAGAAGCCCGGGCCCAGCGAGAUGAACCCAGGGCCAAAGCUCGACUUUAUACGUGAGUCUGCCGUUUAUUUCGGUCACUUCCAGGAUGCCUUGGCUGUUUCGUCCCACACGCGACGCGUGGUGGACGCCUGGUUCAGCGAGCGGCGCCGCAUCGUAGCGAUGCUGUGGCCCAGCAGUGGCACGCAUGGCCCGAACAUGGCGGGGGCGCUGCGAAGUGUGAGGAGGCAGAAACCGCACCUUCACAGGGUAUAUCUUUUCCUCAAAGGACGCUGUGUUUCUGGUCCGAUGGCUCACUGGCAUCGAGUGCGUGUGCUGUGUCAGGAGCCGAGUCUCAUGGAGCUCUUGGGCCGCGAGUGUCGCGAUGAUACGAUCAUUUUGCUGGGGGAAGUGGGUGUCCGAACUCGCCUGCCCUAUACGCAGCUACUGCAGGGGCUUCACUUAUGGUCAGGUCACGCAGUGGCCGGCCAAGCAACAACGACCUUGCUUCCCCUCAUGCAGUCAGGAUUCCUCUUCAAACGUGGCUUCCUCGAUCUCAGAAUCUUAGAUCCCUUGGCUCAGUCGGAAGGUCAAACUGAUCCACAUCGCCUGUGCGCUGCCAACCUCUUGGUGCAGAAUCUCCACCUCAAGGGCAUCACUUGGAAGGUGCUGCGCAGCCACCUGGCCCCUGGCCACGGUGCCCGUUGCCCGGCGCCGGGGCCGCUGUGGGCCCCGCGCUGCGUGCUGUUCGUGUCGCUGCCGCCGGUGUCGGAGGAGAUUCUGGAGCUCACCUUGCGACUGGCGGCGGCGCAAAGCCGGAAACCUGAGGAGGUGGUCUUGGUGACAGGGGACUCUAAUCUGGACGGCACCACUUCGGUCGAUGAGCACUCUUUGGAUCUGGGUUUACUGGAAGUGCACUUGGAAGGAGAUGUGGCCGGCGCCUCGUCCCUCAUUUGCCGCGGUCGAAGACAUCUUAAUCGACGACCGCCGCUGUCGCUCAGCGAGCUGCUGCGGCUAGUGACGUCGAGGAAGGUGAGCUGCGUCGUACGAAAAGGGACUCGAAGUUUCGUUCUCUCAGUGGUCUCCUGCGGUGAGCCAGUUUGUAGCCCCAGGUCGAUCCUAUCAGUGGCCUUCGCACGCGAAUGGGAACCAGCCACGGUGUUGAUGUUUGCAGCACCGGAGCGUCUGGUGAACGAACGUUUCGUUGAAGACAAUGAGGACUGCAUCUCUGCCUGUGGAACCAGCUUUGAUCAAGAGAAGUGGUGCGGCUGUGGGCAGAACCAACCUCAUCAGCAUGGCACCUUGUAUGACAUGACAAUUCGCAGGGCUUCUGGUUACAUUCUGCAUAGUUGAACGCGCAGCUCCAAAGCGGCAGCUUCAGCCCGCAUGGAAGAUUUGUUUCCUGCUAGAUGUCGGUGUCAGGCGGCCAGGGCCAGACAAGCAGUUUCAGAUGGAGAAUCGACGGGGACCACAUCGACUGGUGCAACGUGCAGUGUUUUGAAUGCCAAUGAUGAAGAUUUCUUUCCAUCCACUUCCUGGGUUCCGGAGAUCUUGACAGUUGGCCGUCCAGACGUUGUGAUUCUGAUGACUGAUGGCAUUUGAUGGCCAUUCAUACCCCAGAGCACCUGAGAAAAGGCAGCCCAGUGGCAAAACAUCGCAAAACAUCAAAAGAAG
Molecule: messenger RNA, 3077 nt
Organism: Cladocopium goreaui
Lineage: Eukaryota; Dinophyceae; Suessiales; Symbiodiniaceae
Source: the annotation of a GenBank genome assembly